Messenger RNA from Periophthalmus magnuspinnatus, 5472 nucleotides. RefSeq names its product huntingtin interacting protein 1 (gene hip1). Gene Ontology annotation, molecular function: clathrin-cargo adaptor activity; actin filament binding; phosphatidylinositol-3,4-bisphosphate binding. Gene Ontology annotation, cellular component: clathrin-coated vesicle; presynapse; actin cortical patch. NCBI's taxonomy places the organism in Eukaryota, Metazoa, Chordata, Actinopteri, Gobiiformes, Gobiidae. The transcript is spliced from 31 exons. Gene Ontology annotation, biological process: endocytosis; actin filament organization; clathrin coat assembly. The record is from RefSeq and is a predicted model, not a curated record. Bases 468 to 3512 code for a protein of 1014 amino acids.
ACUGUGGCACAUCUUGGCCACCACCGGUCUUCAAGCCGUCCCACUCCACUGGCUCUGAGCUUGCAUUGUCUCAGGCAGAGAGCGGGUAAUUUGCAGAAUAAAGGUAGCUCACUAGUGUCUCGCUCUCUGACGUGAUGUGGGCCGAGACGUGCGCGAGGCGGUCCUCCUGAAUGUGGGACUAUUCCCAGCAGAAGUGCCCGUGUUUAUCGCCCCACUCCUCGCCUCGGAUGCUGGAGUCGUACACCGAUAUAAGCGCUAGUGGCACGGGUAGAGGGGCGCGGAGAGGCGGAAGGAAAGAAGGCAGAAAGAUAGGGGGCAUUUUAAUACCAAAACGGGACACAUGUUGAGCUAACGGCCGAGUCCACCUCCCCCUUCUCCUCCCAAAUGCAUUCGCUGCCUCACUCGCCUUCCUGUCACUAAUUAGUCCACGGAUCUUCGCCUUACGAGCCGUUUCACGGACUACAACUAUGGAUCUCAGUAAAAUCGCUGUCAGCAUCAAUAAGGCCAUCAACACACAGGAAGUCGCGGUCAAGGAGAAACAUGCCAGGACUUGUAUUCUGGGAACCCAUCAUGAGAAAGGAGCCCACACUUUCUGGGCAGCGGUCAACAGACUUCCUCUUUCCAGCAAUGCCGUUCUCUGCUGGAAGUUCUGUCACGUUUUCCACAAGCUAUUACGAGAUGGCCAUCCAAACGUGAUUAAAGACUCGAUGCGAAACAAGGCUGAUCUAACAGAUAUGAGCAGGAUGUGGGGCCACCUGAGUGAAGGCUAUGGCAAGCUGUGCAGCAUCUACCUCAAACUGCUCAUCACCAAAAUGGAGUUCCACAUCAAAAAUCCCCGUUUCCCUGGCAACCUGCAGAUGUCAAACCGACAGCUGGAAGAGGCCGGAGAGAACGACGUGAACAAUUUCUUCCAGUUGACCGUAGAGAUGUUUGACUACUUGGAGUGUGAGCUUAACCUUUUUCUCAGUGUCUUCAACUCUCUGGACAUGUCUCGCUCGGUGUCGGUGACAGCAGCGGGACAGUGCCGCCUGGCGCCCCUUAUCCAGGUCAUUCUGGACUCGAGUCACCUAUACGACUAUACUGUCAAGCUGCUAUUCAAGCUGCACUCCUGCCUUCCAGCAGACACGCUCCAGGGCCACAGAGACCGUUUUCAGGAGCAGUUUAAAAAGUUAAAGAGUCUCUUCUACCGCUCCAGCAACUUACAGUAUUUUAAAAGACUCAUUCAAAUCCCGCAGUUGCCUGAGAAUCCUCCCAACUUCCUGCGCGCAUCAGCCCUGUCAGAGCACAUCAGCCCCGUGGUGGUGAUCCCAGCAGAGUCGUCAUCCCCUGAGUCUGAGCACGUGGUUGAGACAGACGACCUCGUAGACACAGACAUCCCUGUACUACCGGCUGCCGUGGAGACCAAAUUUGAUGAUCUGUUUGGCACAACAGCAGCCGUUGAUCCGUUUAAUUUUAACAAUCAGAAUGGGAUGCGCAAAGACGACAAAGACAGGUUAAUUGAACAGUUGACCAGGGAGAUUCAGAGCCUUAAAGAGGAGCUCGAGUCUUUUAGGCUAGAGAGUGGUCGGUUGUGCCAGGCGCUGCGGGGGCGUGUCAGUGAGUUAGAGGCGGAGCUUGCGGAGCAGAGCCACCUGAGGCUGCAGGCUGUAGGGGAGGCAGAGUUCCUGAAGGCGGAGCUAGACGACCUGCGACGGGUCAGAGAGGACACCGAGAAGGAGCAGCGCAGCCUCACAGAAAUAGAAAAGAAGGCACAGGCCAAUGAACAACGCUACACCAAACUGAAAGAGAAGUACACAGAGCUGGUUCAGAGUCACGCUGACCUGCUCAGGAAGAAUGCAGAGGUGACGCGACAGAUGACCGUUGCUCGCGCUGCACAGGAUGAGGUGGAGGCUGUGAGGAGAGAGAUGCAGGAGAAGGUGAAGGUGGCACAGGAGGCGGCUGACAGACAGGAGAAGGCACAGCAGGAGCAACUUCAGGAACUCCAGAGAGAACUGCUGUCCAGUCGAACUGAGCUGGAGAGUCUAAAAUCAACUGUGACGUCAUCACAGCAGUCAAGUGAGGCACUCAAUACUCAGCUGGCGGCCCUAGAGUCUGAGAAGGCGGACCUUGUGCAGUCGCUGUCCAAAGUGGAGGCGGAGCUUGCUGUUCGAGGGGAGGAGUUACAACAGGCCCAAACUUCACUGGCUAUGGAGAGGGAAAGUGGUGUCAAGGCAGCAGAGUCCUUGCAGAAUCAGCUCAAUGAAAAGGAGAGCAGAGAACAGGCCCUGGAGAGCCAGCUGGUGGCUGCUCGCUGGUGCAGUCUACAAGGGGCAGUGGAGGAGGCAGAGAGGAUCAUCCAGGACUCCCUGGCUCAGAUCGAAGACCCAGCACACAUAAGCUCCACAAGUUCAGCAGACUAUCUGGCAUCCAGAUGUCGGGCUUCAUUAGACUGUAUAGACAGGCUCCCUCCUGCGAUGGAGACCUUUUUGGCAGACAACACAGCCUUGUCUGAACUGGUACGAGCACUGACUCAAUGUGGCCACCUGGUGGGGGACACCAUAGUGCAGGGCAGUGCUACCUCCCACAUGGUUCCUGUAGAGAAGGCGGAUGCCCUGUCAGAGAAUGUAAAGACAUGUGGCGCAGAAGCCUUGACUCUCCUGGGGACCAUGAAGCAGCGGGACACCAUGUCCUCGGCCGACAUCAGUAAGCUCAAGGCCACUCUGCACCUCAUCCUGGACACAGCUGAGAAACUGCGGCCUCGAGGUUUGGAGCUGCAGCAGGGGGAGCUUGGGGAUCUGGUGGAGCAGGAAAUGGCUGCCACUUCUGCCGCGGUGGAGUCAGCUGCCGCCCGGAUAGAGGAAAUGCUCAACAAGUCUCGAGCAGUGGACACAGGAAUCAAGAUGGAGGUCAAUGAGAGGAUCCUUGCGUCUUGUACAGAACUGAUGCAAGCCAUCAAGGAGCUUGUUCUAUCUUCCAAAGAUCUGCAGAGGGACAUUGUGGAGAGUGGCCGGGGGGCAGCCUCCAUGAAGGAGUUUUACGCAAAGAACUCCCGCUGGACUGAAGGCCUGAUCUCAGCCUCCAAAGCAGUGGGAUGGGGGGCUACAGUCAUGGUGGAUGCAGCUGACCUGGUGGUGCAGGGUAAAGGAAAGUUUGAGGAGCUGAUGGUGUGUUCCCAUGAAAUCGCUGCCAGUACAGCACAACUGGUGGCUGCUUCCAAGGUAAAAGCAGACAAAGACAGCUCCAAACUUCAGCGUCUAAAGCAGGCGUCCCGGGGCGUUACACAGGCCACUGCAGGUGUGGUGGCUUCAACCAAGUCGGGCAAGUCCCAGAUAGAAGAGACAGACACAAUGGACUUUUCCAGCAUGACCCUGACACAGAUCAAGAGACAGGAGAUGGACUCACAGGUGUUGGUCUUGGAGUUGGAAACUCGUCUGCAGAAGGAGAGGGAGCGUCUGGGUGAGCUGAGGAAGAAGCACUACGAGCUGGCCGGGGUCGCAGAGGGCUGGGGCGAGGAAGAGGAGGGCACCGGCUGAAAUCUCCGCUCCCUGUUGACCCUCUGCUCCUCUCAAAAAGACUGCCUGCUUCGCUCUAUUUACACAUUUCCUUUUUUAUGUUUGUUUGCCAUCCAAGCCAACUGAAAAGGUGCUUCUUACCCCCUCCGCAAGGCCACACCUCUGCCUGCUCUCCGGAUACUUCCACACCAAGGGCAAAACAAAUGGACAAGUCUAGACCCUUGUUUUAACCCCUUCAUCUACUUCCACUGAAUUUCACCAUCCCGUUUUUGUACAUUUUGGAUCUACAUAAAAGACUAGAAGCACAAACUUAACCUCCCAGACUGAACUGCACAGGGAACUGCCAAAUUCCCCACUAGAAUCAUGUCUCUGUGUAGCAUAGAUGGCACACUCGACAAGUAAAACAAGUGGUGUUUUGUCAGUGUAUGAAAACGUGGGGAUCAGAACAGCUCUAAAUGUCUGCAGCCGUCACCUCCGCCAACCUCCGCCAACCUUCACCGACUCUAGUUUCUUCCUAUUCUUUUCUCACUGUGAGUUGCCACAUAUUGAGUCCAUACCGCUUUACAAAACUGGUUCACUGGACUUUCUGCCUUUUCCCCAUUGGAGCCAUGACUGUUAAAACCAAUCUUUGUUUUGAAUCAGCGCCUGAGAAAAGCUUCAGACCUGGAAAGCACACGUUAUUUUCCGUGUUGUUUUUUUGUUUUUCCUUCAAGCUCAGACUGCCAGCUACCUCACGCCACAUGGUCAGAGGUAGGAGUGCCACAUUAUGGGAACUUUAACAAGUUUUUAAGAAGGGUGUUGCCCAAGAUACUUAAGCACAUUUCUUUUACCGAUUUCAUUUCAAAAUGUUUAUGUGUGAAGGGACUUUUUGUGUUCUUAACAAUGACAGGAAGUGUGCAGUGGGCUUGAUUUGCCUGCUAGCUGUUCCAGGCGAACACAAGACUUUUUCAACGUUAAAUAAGUCAGAUGUCCCCUAGUGUAUUUUUAGACACAUUUCCUUAAUAGCUGAGUCAGUGGUUAGGCAGCAAUGACGCAAAGCAGCUGUAAUGGCCAGUCGUUCAAUGAUCCACUAAUGGUGUGGUCUGAAAGAAAGUAGGGACGACGACGAGGAUGAUGAUGACGUUUUUUUGUCAGAUGAAGCUGGGGACUGAACAAAUGUAAAUCUUAAAUCUAAAAUAGAUAUAGUUUUAUCAGGUAUUAUGUCACACGCAAAUAUACAGUGCAUAUUGUAUCUAAUUUAUCAAGAGAGCGGUUUUAUAAUGGACUACAAUGGACUACAUUGUGUACACUACAGUAUACCUUUCAUUUCAGGAGUAGAUCUUGUCAACUUGUGUGGCGCCAAUUCACACAUCUUUUUUAUAAUAGUGACUGAUAAGAAAUGAUUUUCCCAUAACAUUACAGACAGUAGAUUCUAUCAUCAAACCAAGGAAAUUAAGUCUUUUGUACUGAAAUUUCUAGGAUUUGUUCCAAAUCUCACCCAGCUGCUUGUGCUAAUUUAGGUGUGUUUUUAACCUGUGACGUCAGUGAAAAGUUUAUAAUCAUUAUGGGAAGAUAGAGGAGCAUAGUUAGAAAUAAUGAAAUCUUACACAAAACAUUUACUAAAACUGAGAAGAAACCCAGUUAUCAUUUCAACUUCAAAACUUUGAAAAUGUUCACUUUUGUUAUAAGUACAAGUCCAAAAUAUAUUCUGAAACUCUAAAUUAUAUUGGCUGAAAAAACUAGUGUGUCCCUAGAUUUAAUCUAUUUUUCAAUGGUUAAUAUUGAACGCACCUUGUUGACAUUUGUGUUAUCUUUUCUACUAUUAACUGUGGCUCUGUGUCUGUGUCAUAAGCAGCUCAGCCAGCCUUUCAAACUGCCUCACACGCUGUAGAAAACUCACAUAGCAACAUUGAACUAUGUCUUUGUAUGAUAUACUAAAACUGUUGGUGGGUUCAUUUUUAUUGUUUUUUCAGUUUUUGGAAAUAAUAAAUAUUUCAACACA